CCAAUAAAACUAAACGUAGCUGUACGUGCGAUGGCGAUGUGUGGAUUUUUUCGUUGGUUGGUGAUAUUUUUUGAUCACAAAACAAUUGCUAAUUAAAAUCUAAGUCCUAUGAGUAAGAUUCAGCUGCUACUGCAUCCGGUGAAUAGUGUUUGGUGUUUUCGUGAAGUGGACAAAAAAUAAUAAACCUAGUGGUGAUGGAGGAGAGCACGGAGAAUCACAUGGAGACAGACGUGUCGUCCACGACUGAUGAUGUUCCUGAGACGCAGGAAGUAACAGGCUCCGACGGUAACGUCGAGAUGAUCAUAGUUGUGGAGAAGAUGGAUGACGAGUCAACAGCUGACGACCAAUCUGAUGAGCACCAGUCUCCAGUUCAUGAAGGUACCGACAGUAUAAUGACACCAGAAGACAAAGCACCAGAGAAAGAACAGGUAUCAACAGUUAAACUCCCACUAAAAUCGCCAGUGAAGUCUCCUAUAAAGACACCAACAGUCACUCUUGUGAAAUCGCCAGCAAGAUCUCCUAUUAAAAGUCCAGCCAAUACUCCAGUCAAAAGUCCAGCUAAAUCUCCAGUUCAAAGUCCAGCUAAAUCUCCAUUAAAGUCUCCUACAAAAUCUCCCACUAUUGAUGCAGAAAUUGUAAAUUCUACAGAGGAUACUGAAAUAGUAAUGAUUGUGGAGACUGCACCACAGGUGCCCGAUGAGGUUUCAGCACCUGUUGCAACACAACAAGUGGAAGUGACUGUGGAAGCAUCACCAAUCAAAGAAUCUCCAGUUAAUGAAACAGAAGACAAACCCACCCAGAUUCUAAGUCCAAGUAAAGAGGUUCCUGUUCCAAAGUCUCCCAAUAAUGAGCUGCAGCCUUCAGAUUCUGCUAGAUCUACACCAACAAAAGAAACUAUAACAAAUGACAAAACAACAGUCAAUGGCAAGGUCCAAUCAAAUGAAACUAGUAAAAUGGGUGACACAAAUGUUAAAACUAUAGCUACAAUCGCACCCAUAGAAAUCACCAUUGAAAAUUCAAAUGAUUCUCAAAUUGAAACAUUAUCUGACAUAUCAGAAAAAGAACACAAGGGCAUUAGCAGAGAAUUGAAAUCCUUAAUAAAGUCUGCCAAAGAAUCUAAGAUCAUUAGUGAGUGUACACAAUUAAAAAGCAAGACAAGAAAGUCUAGAAGUGCCUUAGACACAUCUAGUUCAAGUCUCAAUUCUUCUUUGUUGGAGCCUGGCAAGAUACAUGACACUAGAAGAAACAGUGAUAACUCACAGAAGAGCAAUUGUAGUGAAAAAUCUGAUAAAACACAUCUCAAGAGGUCAAUGAGGUCACAAAACCCGGAAUUUGUUAGUAAGGUAAAGCAGUUUCUGAAUUCUGUCACUGGUAAAAGUAGUAAAGACUCAGAUGAUGAGGAUGAUGUGGUGGAAAGCAAGGAUAAGAGUGAAAUAUUAGAGCAGGAUGCUAAGGGGACGCCUCCUAAAGUUAAAAAGUCUGAACCAAUUGUAAUUACAGAAAAUAGCAACAAGCUUCGUUCAGACCCUUACUGUUGGCGUUGUCACUGGGCGGUGGAGCAUGCUACCAAUGAGAAGAUGCAUCCUCCGAUGCACUGUACAGUUUGCCCGAGGACCUUCCACUACAAGUGCUUGACGGGUCCCGAGAAGAGCAAGAUAAAUGUAGAGAAAAAUUGGGUGUGUCCUGAAUGUAUGAUAGUUCUACAGGCUGAAAGCUCCGAGACCAGGUCGCCAGCCAUGAAGAAGAUAUCCCUUGGAAUGCUCUGCGAUCUAUUGAAGCACGCGCUGCGACGGAUGACGGAAACGAAUGGGGUAGAACCAUUUAUGCAACCAGUAGACCGUACAGCAUUUCCAGAUUAUGACAAGUAUGUGGUGCAUCCUAUGGACCUGUCACUCAUGAGAGACAACAUCUCCGAGGGCCUCUACGGCAGCACAGAAGCGUUCCUUGCCGACGCGCAAUGGAUACUGCACAAUAGCAUCAUUUUUAACACACAUGAAAACGUGUGUCCCCCUUCAGUGCAGUCUAAAUUGACGGCGGGUGCGCGUGCGCUGGUGCGGUCGUGUCGGUCGGAGAUGGGAGAGAUCGAGGCGUGUCCCGAGUGCUACGCCGCUGCGCAUGCGCGCCGCCCCACCUGGUUCACCGACGUCUGUUCCACGCCCCAUAUACUUUUCUGGGCUAAGCUGAAAGGUUUCCCCUUCUGGCCAGCGAAAGGUAUGUCGGUGAACAGCUCCGGUUUGGUGGACGUGCGCUUCUUCGGAGCACACGACCGCGCUUGGGUGCCUUCGAAAGACUGCUUCCUGUAUUCUGAAAAAGACCCGAAUAACUUCAGAACUAAACGACAAGAUAUAAUUGACAGUAUGCAGGAAGCAGAACAACACAUUCGGAAUAUUUCAAGAAAGUACGGUCGGUUCGUCUACCCGCCUUUCAAAACACCAUUUGAACCCAGCAGAAUGAGUGAACAACUCAAAAUGAUGAUACCAACAUUUGAAGGCGAUGUAAGGUCAUUAGUCAAAGAGAAGCCGUCUCCGGCUGUCAAGGGGAAGAGCAGGUCCAACUCCAAAGGUUCAAAGUGUUCAUUGAAUGAUGGGUUGCGCCUACACUCGGAUAGUACGGAUUCGGGUAGUGACGGGGAGGAACUACAGCGUCUGUAUGCUCUCCUAGACAAGUACAGUGACGCAAGCGAAACGGAGGACGCGCCAGCGCUGCCAGCGAGAAAAAUGGCGGACGGUGCGGAAAUAGCCAAAGUGGAGGAAGAUGAAUCUAAUGUUGAGAAGGAAGUGGAAGUGGAAGUUCCAGUCAAAUUGAAAGAAAACACUCAAACUCCUACGUCAACUACUUCUAGAAAGCGUCGUCGAUCAGACCUUGAGGAAGCUGUCAUCACUAUCAUUGAAACUAGCGGCAGCUAUGAGAAGCGCAGUCGACGUAAAAGCUUUGUUGAAACCAAGAAACCUGACGCACUAGAACCUACUAGCAGCAAAGUUGUAGACACAACUACUGACAAACCUAAAGGCGAAACAAAUAAGACCACACCAAAACAGACCACACCAGUCAAAGCGAAUGAAACACUAACUAAACUUAAAGAUAGUGAACCAACUUCUAGCACGGAAAAGGAAAAAACGCAGAGAGUAACUCCCAUAAGGAUAGCCCUAGUCAAAGAAAGACGUCAUUCUACCAGAACCAGCUCCUCCAAGGACCCAACUGCCAAAAUUAUCACUCCUAAUAAAGACAAAGAACAAGAAAAAACCACACCCCAGAGGCCAAAAUCUGCUAGAAGUGUUGAUAAAACUUCAUCGGCUACUAAACCCGAGAAAACAAAACCAGAAAAGGUCGAUAAAACACCUAAUGCGAAAGCCGAAAAAGGUGAUAAAACACCCAAUGAUAAAACUACGAGAGGGAACAGGUCCAGAGCUGAAAAACGAAGUAGUUCCCGAAGCAGUAGGUCCACUAACAGCACCAGUUCGACACGAUCAUCAGACAAAGCUGAGAAAAAAUCUGAUGGGAAGGCGAAGGACAAGUCUAAAGAAAGUAAACCCUCAGCAAAAGAGAAAGACAAAGAUGGAGAUGCAAACAAAUCCACAGUGGUCGCACAGAUGUCGCCUAAACCUGUACCAGACGUACAGUCUCCGAAAUCUGUUAAAGAUCGGUUGCACUUCGACGAUAAUACUACUUUAGCUGUUUUAGCGCGGGAAACUCCUAAAUCUAAUAAUCUAGUAACAGUAACACUUUGCAACAACAGUGGGCUCCCCACAAUCAGUUCCGUGCGGAGUCUGUCCACCACUGCGCAGGCUACAGGCGUGACUAUAACUAAAACAACGACUAAUGCGACCACUAUUGACAUCACGGAAGAAUCGUCCACCUCAGAUUCGAGCAUCUUUACACCUACUAGCUCAGAGAACGUGACGUCAAUGAAAGAAGCUAUGUCGAAACUGCAGAGACUACGUAAUGACACGACGGAGCCGGUCGUAGGGCGCGUGGGGGUCAGAGCGUUCGCGAGGAUGACAUCUCCGGAAAGACACACCCCUAACGAAGAGGUGCAAGUAGAAAUUAAAGCUGAACCCAUCGAUCUCGAUGACCCGGAGAGACAUAAUGAGAAGAUGGAUCUCAUGAACGCUUUCAGGCUGCGGCCGGUGAACCCGCAGAACGUGCCGGCACCGACAAUGAAUUUACGGGACGUUCGGAUAAACAAGGUGGUGGUGACGCCGCUCAAUGCCAAAAAGGUGACGAAGCCGCCUGAGGUUCGGCCGAGAGCGAAGAAAUCGUUCCCUCAGCCGAAGAAGACGGAUGAAAGUCGUUCGGAUCUAGUUACUAAGAACUCGAUGGUGUACAUUCCCAUCCAGCCCCCGAUGACGCAGGCUCCGUCCGCGCGACCGCCCCGCCCUCCACACGCAGCGACGCCUACCGUGCAGCCCAUUAUUAGACCGCCUAUCAUGUCUACGUCCGCGAACAGCCUAGUGAACACAGUGACAACCCCCCUGAUGCUGUCCAGCCCGUGUAUCUCGACUAGUGGAGUGACCAACAGUACGAGUGUGGCCACGGUGCCCACUGUCCACACAGUGCCACUGAUGACGUCAGUCAAUGGACAGUGGAUGUUCAGCUUCCAGCCUGUUAUGUCCGUUGGAGCUAUUGAUAAUACGCCCGCCUCACCCCUAGUAAACGGUAUAACAGAUAGAUCAAACACAUCAGUUCCACUAGCGACAUUAACUCCAACGUCUAACUCUACGCUAGUAAGCUCAGUCGCAACACCGGCCGCGUCAGUAGUGCCUGUACUCCCGGCCGCUACCCCUGCACCGCCCAUCUCUGUACUAAGCAGGACGCCCACUGACAAUACUCCUGGAGAGACGUUAUCUGUGUUACAGCCCCCGCGGCUACAACAACGUCCGACGCAGUGUCUACAGAACCCUCUGGACUGCAACACUCCUAUAGGCACCAUGCCGCCGCCCUCCACCGCUGGACCUGUCACCGCCAAGCUCAAUCAGAAUGCCGUUAAGAUGACAGACUUCUUCCGAUCGUUACUGGAGGACUCGUUGGAGAAGCUGGACGAGCCAGUGUCACAGCUGACCACUCUGAAGCUGCAGCUGGAGCAGGACAAGUGGCGACACCAACAGGAGAUCAAGGAACUUAAACAUAACUAUGAACUAACGAUAGCUGAGAUGCGUGCGUCGUUCGAGAAAGAGAAGCUACGAGCGGUGAGCGAGGCUAGGCGCGCGUCACAAGUUGAAUUGGAGACCGCCGUCAAGCAGACCAAGACCAAACAAUGGUGCGCGAACUGUAGCCAGGAGGCCCAGUUCUACUGCUGCUGGAACACGGCGUACUGCGGGUACCCGUGCCAACGAGCGCACUGGGCACAACACUUCUCAGCCUGCCAGCAACAGAGACAGGAUGGUAGCAACGGUGAAUCACCAACCUCUCCGAAGUCUCUAUCAGAUAAUAUGCCAGUGUUACAGAAAACGCCCGCUCCGACCCUGACGGUCGGCGGCAAGGUCGCACCCUCGCGCGCCUUCAACCAAGACCCAAAUAGCGCACCCAAGACUUCUAUUAUUGUAAGUAUGGUCGAAGACACCAGCGGCAACCAGACAAUGAAAUGCGUCGGUACAUACAAGCCAGUUAGUGGCAACCAGCUCGCGCCUAUGAUCAACAACAUACCUACAACGAGCAAUGAAGAGAAUCAAAACAAGAAAGUAGUAUCUUCUUCGGGAGGGUAUUUAAUAGUGGGCGGAGCAAGUAACUCGUCGGUGGUGACCCCGGCGAGGCGGACGCACGCCAUUCAGUACUUCUCCUGAGGCAAGGACUCUCCAGUCAGCUUCGACUUCUUCGAACGCAACAAUAUGAUAGGAAGAAAACGGAACGAAUAAACAGUACAAAUACCGCUAAACACGUGCAGGUGCAGUCAAUGUUUCAACAGUGCAGUGCAUAUGGUUGUAAUCAAAACUUAAGCAAUAAGUAGUACUCAACCGUAACAAUAGUCAUUUUGUGGUCGUCCACAGAUAAAGUAGAACUAGAAGUCUAGUUAUUAUCAAUAUUUUUAUAUCAUGCAUAGAUAAUAACAUACAAUCAAUGCCUAUAAAGUAGUAUGAUUGUUGUUAGUUCAAAUUUUAACAUUAUGGUAACUCUGAUUGUUAAUUAUUGUGAAUGUUUAUCGUGUCUUGAGGCUGUAUCUGGCUUGAGUAUACACAACCAUGUUCAUAAAUCAAGUAAAUUAAUACAAAAGUAGUUAGGAAAAACGCUAGUUUUGAUUGAGGUGUAUGGAAGAUUAAGUUCAGAGAGGUGUAAUCGCAUUCUCAGCGUUAUGAGUUAAGAAUUAUGACAUAUAUUUAUAUUUUAAUGAUCAUUAUUAAAACAUAAACUCUUUUCGUGCUAUCUCAGUAGCUUUGCUACUUUUCGUGUAAUGAUUGUAGCCUAAAGAGCUAUGUACAAUUGUACACUAAAUAACAAUGUAUUAGUGAAAUUCUUCCAUUAAAAGUUCAAAGUACGCGAACGGCUGCCGUUUUUUAAUUAGUCUCGGCUAGAUUUUUAAUUUUAGUAGAAGGUAAAAUUUUUAAUGAUGUAAAUAAAUUAUGUGAUUUUAGGAAAAGUGGUAUCCAUUUUAUUUUUCCAAACCAAUUAUAUUGUUAACUAGUCUCCCUUGACCCAAGUUUUUAAUAAAAUACUGAUUGUAUGGGCAAUUAUAUAAGGAAAUGGUAAUAAGAGGGACUAUUUUUAUUUUACGUACCAAGUUGUUAUAUUAGUUCCAUUUUCUUUGCAACUAUUAACACUCCACUCAACAUAGAGUGGAUCUUUUUAUGAUUAAGUAAAAUGCAUGUUGAAAUAUAAUAAUUUGUUAUCUUUCCACAAAAUCCCAAUUAAGUUCUUAUUGAUUAUUUUCUUUCGAUUCUGAGCUUUUUGUUUUAUGUAAAUACUGUAAAUUGAUUAAUGUUACGUUCUGAUUUAUAAAACGCUAUGUAAUUAGCAAUGGUAAUCUAUUUGCUGAGACUUGAAGAAUUGCUCAGAAAGGCUGCAAGCAGCGAAAUGAAACUGAUAGGUCUGAGGGCCUAGUGCGAAUUUGUUUAACAUUAACGAGACCGAAACAUUUAUGAUUCGGCGUUUUGAUUGGUCUGCUCCAAUUUAACCAAUCAGAGGGCUAUACUUGGUAAUGUUUCGUUCAUGUUAAAUUCCUUCAAACUCGCACUUAGCACUCUGGUUAUAAUGAUACAAUUACGUCAUAGUUCGUAGUAUAUGGUAUUUGAGAGCGGAAAUAACUCUUUAUGGGGCUCUCCUUACAUGACUCGCGUGUCAAGUGAUAAGAUAGAAAAAAGUUGUUGAUGCGACAAUAUGCACUCAACGUCGCAGUCACUCUAAACUGCCAAACAAAAUUAAGCGCAUGCAAUUGAUAAUUUUUUUUUAGUAAUUGAGUUUCCCUUAUCUUUCUUUGAUGGAUUUCUUGUAUCUAUGUCAUUCUCUCAAUUUUUGUAUAACGACAUAUUGUUACUCAUAAUGUAACUACUACGUAUUGUUAUAAUUUUAAGACUGUUAAUGUUAAGUUCACGUGUAAUGUGCAUUUUAGUUUGUACUCGGUAGGUAACAGCUAACAGUGGUUGAAGGCUAAAGGCCAUCCCUUAAUUUUUUAAAUGGUGGCUGUAUAUAAUUGGCUACAGUGUAAAAUAAUUGUCAAGCACUAAGCAGUGGCUUAUUGGAAGUGCUUAUUAAUUAAAUAAACAUGUGAUGAAUACACUCUACAAGUGUAUUUUAAUUUAUCAAACUUGCAAUAAAGUAAUUCUAAAAUUUCUCCUACUAUGUUAGCAUUAAUCUCCUUCUAAGCAUGAACAGUAGGGUUGUCAAGUGAUGUCUUUUUUGUAAAUAGUAAGUUUAUGUUACUAUUAAGAGCUUUUAGUACAUUAUUGUACCUACAAAACUGUUUCAUUUGACUAAUAAAUGAUGAAACCGA
This is a messenger RNA of Spodoptera litura, 7921 nucleotides long. The record is from RefSeq and is a predicted model, not a curated record. NCBI's taxonomy places the organism in Eukaryota, Metazoa, Arthropoda, Insecta, Lepidoptera, Noctuidae.